GGAGGCUGGAGCAGUGGCACAGGAGCGUGGACAGGCGGCCAGGGCCGACUAUGGCAAACUGCCCCAAAGAGCAGUACUGGGACUCCUUGACCAAAACCUGCAUCUCCUGCGUCUCCUGCAGCCAGAGGAGCCAGCGCAGCUGUACAGACUUGUGCAAGUUCCUCAGUUGCCGCAGAGAGCAUGGCAAGUACUACGACCAUCUCCUGGGGGUCUGCAUAAGCUGCAACUCCACCUGCACGCAGCACCCUCUGCAGUGUGCACACUUCUGUGAGAAAAAGGCCAGAAGCCAGAUGAACCUCCAGCCCGAGCUCAGGAGACCACUGGCCGGGGAAGUGGAAGCCAGGCUAGGCAACUCAGGAAGGCACCAAGGAGCAGAACAAGGAGGCUUGCAGACAGGAUCAGCAUCCACAGGACUGAGGGUGAGCAGCGACCAGUUGGCCCUUGUCUACUGCACACUGGGGCUUUGCCUCUGUGCCAUCUUCUGCUGUUUCUUGGUGGCAUUGGCCUGCUUCCUCCGGCGUAGAGAGCCGCUUCCUAAGCAGUGUUCAGGGCCACGUGUGUCCCAGGCAAAGUCUCCCCACCGCCCCACGACAGAGGCUUGCAGUGAGGUGGCCUUGCCACCCCAGCCUGUCGAGACAUGUAGCUUCUGCUUCCCGGAGCGCAGGUCGCCUACACAGGAGAGCACUCGCACGCUCGGGACUCUCGGCUUAGCAGGAACCGCUGCCCCGCAGCCCUGUGCGCGUGCAUCGGUUGGCGUCGUGCGCGUGCCCAUUGGAGAUGCUGGUCCAGGAGCUUGACAGCCAGUGAAGAAGAAGACAAUGAAGUGGAUGGAGUGCAAGAGGAGGGGAGGGAUGGAAAAGAGAAAGGAGGAAGAAGACAGGAGAUAGGCAGCCUGGCUGCAUCCACUCACAAUGAAGCAACCACCCGUAGCGCCCACACCCCCAGUACCACCUGUGUCACGGUUUCCCAGACUUUAGGCAGAGCAGUGAACCUGUAAACUCCUCUUUAGUGGAGAACGAUGGAGAGCGGCAGGCACCUGGAGCAUCGUCCUCACAGUUCUUACAAAGAAGCGCCCUUCCCUAGGGCCUUAGGCAGAUAACUGAGUGCAGUGUGUAGGUUUGUGAAUAAAAGAAUUUGUAUGUGUGUGUGCAAAUGCUGGGCCGUGUUGUGUGCAUGUGUAUCUGUAUGAGUGGCAUGUAUAUGUGCAUGCACAUGCAUGUGUGUGAAUUUGGUGUAUGCAGGUAGUGUGUCCACAUGUGCAUGUGACCAAUGUGAUGUACCCAGGAAGGCGAGAGACUCCAGGUGAAUGUCAGACGUCUAAAAGGAUGAUGGGUGUUUCCUGGACCUCACCACGAGUAUGUUCAAUUGCACCCUUUUUUAAUGAGCACGUAUACACUUAUCCUUUUAGCUGCAUUUAAACCUCCAGGUGCAUAAAGCGUUUUCCCAGCAAGCUUAAGUGUGAAACUAUAUACAGUGAAAUUUCACCCUCCCUACCUGGUACUUGGCAGACCUACCCGCAAGGGCACCCCUGCCCUCACCAUCCACAGCUAGCAGGCUGUACAGGAGAAGGGCGUCCUUCACAGUAUAACACUGAUGACAGCUCUGGUAACAUAAGGUGGCUGCCACAGAGUCUGGAAGCCUGCAGUCAAGGGGUCUGCAGAAUUGGCUCUUCCUGAGGCUGCACACACCUAAGGCUGCACAUACCUGAGGCUGUACAUGC
Molecule: messenger RNA, 1720 nt
Organism: Alexandromys fortis (reed vole)
Lineage: Eukaryota; Metazoa; Chordata; Mammalia; Rodentia; Cricetidae
Gene: Tnfrsf13b
Product: TNF receptor superfamily member 13B
Exons: 5
Coding region: 51-797 (248 amino acids)
Biological process (GO): B cell homeostasis; hematopoietic progenitor cell differentiation; negative regulation of B cell proliferation
Cellular component (GO): plasma membrane
Source: RefSeq, a predicted model, not a curated record